UAUAGUCUGUGGUUAUUUAUUAUUUUUAUUUUGAAAAAUUUAACAUUAUUUUGAUUUUUCUUUUCGUACAUUAAACAUUUGUAUUUUUACUAAGUAUUUCACUUGUGGGAUCAUUCCAAAAUUCAAGAAUAUAUGUCAUAAAGACCAAGACGAGAAAAUUUGAUUCCUAUUCCUAUAGCACAAGUUGAAUAGGUUAGCACUAGCACUAGCAGAUCCAAUAUGGAGGAAUCUGAAUUAGAUUCAUCGGAGUUAGGCACUUAUAAGUACUGGAAGGAAGCUUAUACCAAGGAAAUAAGUAACUUCGAAGACCACGGUGACCCAGGGGACGUCUGGUUCGGAGAAGAGAGCGCUUUUAGAGUCAUUGACUGGAUAUGCAAGUGUGGUAUUGAUAAGGAUACUCCAAUAAUUGAUUUAGGUUGUGGCAACGGCCAUACACUAUCAGAACUGGCGAAGGAGGGUUUCACAAAUUUACUCGGAGUAGAUUACUGCAUGGAAGCUAUCACUUUGGCUGAAAAAGUCGCUAAGAGUGAAUACCCUAUACUGAAAUUUCAGGUGUUCGAUAUAAUAACAGACGAUGUCAAAAAUCUAGGCAGUUUUGGUCUAGCCCACGACAAGGGCACCUAUGACGCUGUGAGCCUGAAUCCAGAGAAUGCAAAGGAAAAUAGACGGAAAUAUAUGGAACAAAUUGUUGAUAUGUUAACAGAUACUGGUCUAUUCGUAAUAACUUCAUGCAACUGGACAGACGCUGAGCUGAUGAGGCAUUUUUCCGAAAAAAUGAAGCUUAAAUGCGUGAUACCAACACCGCAGUUCAAAUUCGGCGGGAAGGUUGGCAGUGUGGUGUCCUCUGUUGUCUUUGAAAAGAUAUAGAUUAAGAUAAUAAAUUCUUGUUUUGUAA
Molecule: messenger RNA, 895 nt
Organism: Maniola jurtina (meadow brown)
Lineage: Eukaryota; Metazoa; Arthropoda; Insecta; Lepidoptera; Nymphalidae
Product: EEF1A lysine methyltransferase 2
Exons: 5
Coding region: 220-867 (215 amino acids)
Biological process (GO): peptidyl-lysine dimethylation; peptidyl-lysine monomethylation
Cellular component (GO): cytoplasm
Molecular function (GO): protein-lysine N-methyltransferase activity
Source: RefSeq, a predicted model, not a curated record